AUGAUCAAUUCUACUUCUUAUCAGUUCUUACAACUAAAAUCAUGGAAUCCGAGUUCCAAUUGUUGCUCCUGGGAGCGUGUUAAUUGCGACGGAACCAAAACAGUCACGGAGCUCCACCUGCAUGGCUUAGUUGUUCCUCUUCCUGAUAUUGAUCCGGCUCCGGUACUUUCCAAUAUCUUGGCUCCUCUUUUUCAUAUUAGGUCACUCAAACUACUUGAUAUCUCCAACAAUUCAUUGCAUGGCGAAAUCUCCGGUGAUGGGUUUCUAAAUCUCACAGAAUUGAUUCACCUUGAAAUGCAUGACAACUCUUUCAAUGGCUCCAUCCCGAGCCAACUUUUUGGGUUGAGGAAUCUACGCUACUUGGACAUGGGCUACAACAUGCUCGAGGGGAAACUAGAACCUGAAAUAGGGUCUCUUCGAAAUUUGACUACACUAGUGUUAAAUGAUAAUCGUCUCCAUGGUUUCAUUCCUUCUCAGCUUUUCAAACUCGAUUCUCUUCAAGUUCUAGAUCUAAGUGUUAAUAAUCUGGAGGGGAAACUAGGACCCCAACUACGGUCUCUUGAAAAUUUGACUACACUAUGGUUAAACAUAAAUCGUUUCCAAGGUCCAAUUCCUUCUCAACUUUUCGAGCUCCAAUAUCUUCAGAAUCUUGAUCUAAGUGAUAAUAAUAUCACAGGGGUUCUAAGCCCUGAAGUUGGUAAGCUUCGAAAUCUUGAAACACUUGCAUUGAGGGCUGAUUUUCUUUAUGGAAAAAUCCCGCAAGAGAUUGGAAACUUAACCAAGUUAAGGGAAAUCUCCUUACAAAGAAAUCGUUUCUUCGGGGAAAUCCCAUCUUCAAUUGUAAACCUCAAGAAACUAGAAAUACUGGAUCUAUCUGAAAAUUAUUUCUCAGUGCAAAUUCCAAACUUCAUAGGUAGACUACAAAGCAUGACUGGAAUUGAUCUCAGCAAGAACCAAUUUGUUGGGCAUAUACCAUCUUCGAUGCAAAACUUGAGCAACUUAGAAAUUCUUCGUCUCCAUGACAACAUGCUUAUCGGAGAUAUCCCAACUUGGUUAUUCCAAAUCACAACUCUAAAGGCAUUGUUCCUUGGUGGAAAAAGAAGCAACCUGAUUUGGAAUAACAAAGCUAAGAUUAUUCCCAAAUGUAGUCUACAUCAUCUUUCUAUGGCUUAUUGUGGAAUUUCUAGUCAAAUUUUUGCAUGGCUUUCAUCCCAAAAAGAUUUGCAAUAUCUUGAUUUGACGGGAAACAAAUUGGAGGGGAGAUUACCAUAUUGGAUCUCUAAGAGCAAACUGCAAUUAAUAUAUCUAUCAGAUAACAAACUCAGCGGAUUAGUUCCACAUCAUCUAUUUGAAUCUGAAUAUUUAGUUACACUUCAAUUGUCUCGAAACAAUUUUUCAGGAGAGUUGCCAGAAAACAUAGGACAAAUUCCAUUGUCUAUCUUCAAGAGUGAUAGUCUAGAGCGUAUUAACUUGUCCAAAAACAGAUUAUCCAGCAUUAAUUUACCUCUUUCGGGAGAUAAUUCAACUUUAACUUCCCUUGAUUUAUCCUACAAUGAUUUAUCUGGUAAGAUCCCUACAAAUUUUCCUAAAGGAAUCCAGUUUCUUUAUUUAGGUGGGAAUAAGUUGUCUGGCAAUCUGCCUUGGACUUUGACUAAAUUGGUCAACCUCAGACUUCUUGAUCUUCAUGAAAACAAUAUCACAGGCAAUAUACAGAACACCCUUCCUCAAAUCACAACUCUUGAAGCCCUUAUCCUAAGAAACAAUUCCAUUGAAGGAUUUAUCCCAAGAAAUAUCUCCAACCUCCGGUCUCUUCGAAUUCUUGAUCUCUCGUGUAACAACCUAAUUGGAAGUAUUCCGCAAGAGAUGAUAAGCCUUCCAAGAAUGAUUGAAACUCAAAACAUCCCAACAUCCUUAGACCCUUCCCAUUCAAUUCAUCAGUCCACCUAUGACGAUCUUUUGCCUGGUGACUUAGUUGUGAACUGGAAGAAAUAUUUUCGUGGCCUAAGAGUUGACAAUCUUGAUAUCUACUCUUUGUUGGACUUGUCCGGUAACAGAAUAUCCGGCAAAAUCCCGCCGUCAUUAGGCAAUCUCAAAGCUCUAAAAGUGCUCAACAUUUCUCACAACAUGAUUUCUGGGCACAUUCCAGUGUCUUUUGGUGACCUAGAGAAUAUAGAAAGCUUGGAUUUGUCACACAAUCAAAUUUCAGGUUUGAUUCCUCAAUCACUAGUGAAGCUCGGCCAGCUUACAAUUCUAGAUCUAAGCAACAAUAGGCUAACAGGUAAGAUUCCUGUUGGUGGGCAAAUGGACACUAUGAAUGGUUUUGAAAACAACACCGAUUUAUGUGGUAUGCAGAUCAGGUUUACAUGUCCUCAAGAUAUACAACCGUCAGAAGGAAGUGAAGAUGAAGACGUCAAACAAUCAUGGUUUUUAUGGGAGGGAACUUGGAUUGGUUUCCCAGUUGGGUUCUUCUCAUCAAUCUUGAUCCUGGGCUAUUUUCUUGAUUUUCUUCGGCUGUUUAAGAUUUGGUGA
Molecule: messenger RNA, 2529 nt
Organism: Helianthus annuus (common sunflower)
Lineage: Eukaryota; Viridiplantae; Streptophyta; Magnoliopsida; Asterales; Asteraceae
Product: receptor-like protein 46
Exons: 2
Coding region: 1-2529 (842 amino acids)
Molecular function (GO): receptor serine/threonine kinase binding
Source: RefSeq, a predicted model, not a curated record